Molecule: messenger RNA, 759 nt
Organism: Funneliformis caledonium
Lineage: Eukaryota; Fungi; Glomeromycota; Glomeromycetes; Glomerales; Glomeraceae
Source: the annotation of a GenBank genome assembly
AUGCGAAGGAUACUUAGACAAUUAACAGUAGCUGAAUCUAGCACUGACCAUAUCACUGAAGAACAAUACCUCCUAAUCAUCCAACAACAUAUAGCUGCUUAUAAGGAACUUGAGGAUCAUAAAAUCUCAUUUAUUACCCAUUUAGAUCAAUCCUGCUUACAGUCAUAUUUUAUAAGAGCCCAAGAAAGUGAGGCUAGCUUUUCAGAAAGAAACCACUUAUUGAAAUAUUUGUUGAGAAAAAUUGUCACUACAAUUAGAUAUAGAGACAACAUACUAAAGGAAUCCUUUGAUAGUAUCGCUGAUAAAUUAUAUCAAAUUUGGGGAAGUAAUGAAAGCUCCCCAGGGAUGACACUGAGGCAAUAUGAUGAAGAAGAAAAUGACACAUAUGCCCCUGAUUAUGAACAAAAUAUCCUAUUUGGAUAUGUCAAUGAUGAUGACGAAACAUUACAGGGAACAUCUUUCUUUGACAAUGCAAAUGAACUAGAGAGAGGAGGAACUUCAAAUAGAAUACCUCGAAGAGUUACAUUUAAUACAAGUAAUAAUAGGAGGUCUCUAUCUCCUGUCAGGGUAGAAAAUGUUCAACAAUUAGUAGCUUUAACAUUAUCUAGUAAUCAAUCGUCAAGGCCAUCAAAUUUUAGGGUAAUGACUUCACCAGUAGGAAAUACAAAUAAUGGAUUAUCAUUGGAAAAUCCUUACAACUUUUUCCAAGCAACUCAAUAUAGUCAUAUAUUUAACCCUUUGUCAACAACGAUAGCCUAA